This is a messenger RNA of Durio zibethinus, 2099 nucleotides long. RefSeq lists its product as uncharacterized. Gene Ontology annotation, biological process: transmembrane transport. Lineage: Eukaryota; Viridiplantae; Streptophyta; Magnoliopsida; Malvales; Malvaceae. The record is from RefSeq and is a predicted model, not a curated record.
UACCACGUGUCAUUAUACAAUUGGACAAUAAUCAUAUGGCGCUAGAGUGCUUUAGGGUUUCUCCAAUGUUCGUUUCCUUCAAACCACAGACUUCACCAAAGUGAGCAAAUGACUUCCCUGUUUCCCUUUCCUUGAAUUUUCCCACUUCCUUCUUCCAAACCAAUGUGACAUCAAAUCCCGGAAACCCAAAACCCCCAAAAAAGGUUUUUUUUUUUUUUUUUUUUAAACGAGAAAGCUUUGAGAUAUUAUGAAUAUGGAGGCAAGAGUUGGGGUGGUAGUUGAAGGAGGCCAAAGGGCUUUGAAUUCAGCCCACGGAGCUGUAGUAGAUGCCGGCACUAGAAAGUUCUUACAGCAGCAACAGCAACAGCAACAGCAACAUGGGCAUUCUUCAAAGCAGGGUUUGAAUCCGCAGAUUGGGACUAUUCAACAGCUUCUUGCUGGUGGUAUUGCUGGUGCUUUUAGCAAGACUUGUACAGCCCCUCUUGCUCGUCUCACCAUCUUAUUUCAGGUGCAAGGAAUGCACUCAGAUGUAUCAUCAGUGAGCAAGGCUAGCAUAUGGCGAGAGGCUUCACGCAUUAUUAAUGAAGAAGGGUUCAGAGCAUUUUGGAAAGGCAAUCUGGUUACCAUUGCACAUCGUCUACCCUAUUCUUCAGUCAACUUCUACGCCUAUGAACACUACAAGAGUUUGUUGCAAUCUAUUCUCGGCCUGGAAAAUGAAAGGAAAAAUGCCAGUGCUAAUCUAUGUGUGCACUUUGUAGGCGGUGGGUUGUCUGGAAUGACUGCUGCCUCUGCUACAUAUCCACUGGAUCUUGUAAGGACACGUCUUGCAGCACAGAGAAAUUCAAUAUACUAUAAAGGUAUUUGGCAUGCUUUUCAUACCAUUUGCAGGGAAGAGGGAUUUUUGGGCUUGUAUAAAGGACUUGGAGCAACAUUAUUGGGUGUUGGACCAAGUAUAGCAAUAAGCUUUUCAGUGUACGAGUCUUUGAGAUAUUAUUGGCAGUUGCAAAGGCCCAAUGAUUCCACUGUUAUGGUUAGUCUUGCCUGUGGCAGUCUCUCAGGCAUUGCAUCAUCAACAGCGACAUUUCCUAUCGAUCUAGUGAGGAGACGUAUGCAAUUAGAAGGGGCUGCUGGGCAAGCCCGUGUUUAUAAAACUGGGUUGGUUGGGACUUUCAGGCAUAUAAUCCAAUCUGAAGGCCUUCACGGCUUGUAUAGAGGGAUUCUGCCUGAGUACUACAAGGUGGUUCCUGGUGUAGGCAUCGUCUUCAUGACCUAUGAGACUUUGAAGAUGCUUCUAUCAAGCAUCCCUACCAGUUAUUAGCUUCAUCUCAGGCUUCCUUUUCUGGAAUAAAUUGUCUGUUACAGUCAGUCAUUCAGUUCUCAAGAUGCUGAGGAAACCCAAAAAAAAAGGGUAAAAAAGAAAGUGGUCAAUUAAAGAUAGAAGGUAGGUCAACAAAUUGUUCUUUCCGUGGUAUUAGCUGGGAAACCCUGGUGGUAAAUUUUGAGGUUCUGCCGUGGGUUAUUUUUUUAUUUAUAGGUAAUUAGCACUGUGACAGUGAGGAUAAUUAUAUCCACCAUCUAGUUUCAAUUUACUUAGGCCUUAACAUUCAGAGAAUUAGCAAUUAUAGAUGAUCAUGUCAUCAUCAUAGUUUUAUGUGACUUUUUUGUUACCUGCGUCGGUGCUUGUCAGGCUGGCUGCCAGUGUUCAAUUCCUUUGUAUUGGCAGCGAUAUUAAAUUACAAACGAUGGUUAUUGACGAAAAGCUAUGCUUGAUUAAUUUCCAUGUAUGGAAAAUGAAAUGAAAUUAAAUGGCGUUGGUUGAAGUUAUCAACUUUUUGCUAAGAGCUAAGAUCAAUCUCUCAGUUUUUAUGCAAAGGCAAUUGUUAAUAGGUCACAAAUUUGUUCUUGUUUCGCUGAAAUAUUUGCAAUCUAAUAGCAGUUUCGAUUGGUCAUAGCACAAAUAGGAAAGAGGGAAAAAUAACAUGAAAAAAGAAGACAAGACACUACCGAUCUUCAUUCUCCAAGCAGCAGUGAACUCAUGUUCGAAUAUGUAUUACCCUGUUCCAACUGUAAGCUUUUGAGAUCAAGGAAAGGGAUGUUCA